GGCCUCCAUGAACUCGUGACUUUCUUUUCCACACACUCGCAGUGUGGUUUUGUUGUUUAAAGUACACAUUUACACUAAAUACUUUUUAGAAAACAUUUCGUAAAAAGGAACGUUUUAUUGUAAAAGCGAAAGAGCCGAAAAUCACAACUGGCCUGUAUGUGUAGGCCCUGUCCUCGUGACCUUGUAAUCCCAGAGUUUGGGGUCCGACGUCACUCAAAGUCAUAGACCUUUUCUCACAGUUGGACAUCUGGGAACUUCUGUAGGCCUACAUUAUGGAAUAGCACAAAGGUCCUUACCAAAGAUGGCAAAGAGGUUUCUCACUCAGUGUUCCUUACAAGCCCUCAGCACCUGGUUGGUCGGGCAGUCACGGAGGUUUUCAUCCCAGGGUCUUCCAAUCCUGCUGUCAAAGUUUCAGGACACGGGGCGGUCUGCCUGUCAGCCUAGAUGCGUCGACCGUCACUUCAAGAAGUCUCUCCAUUCCUCGUCGGCCCUCCGGAUGAGCGACUGGGUUUAUACGGAGGAUUUGAGACCUGAACUGGACAUGGACGACAUCUGUGACAAUGUAGAAAAGAUUGCUGAGAACAUCCGCCGUCGAAAGGGAGAUGCUGACGUGCACGAAGUGGUGGAACUCUGGAAAAAGUUGAAAUAUUUGGAGAAGGAAUUGAAUGACCUCCAAGAUGAAGGGAGUUCUCCUGCUCUGGCAAACCACCUGGACCUUUUGAAGACACAGAUUCGGGAAACAGAGGAUGUUUUCUAUCAGUCUGCUGCUCGUCUUCCAAACAGGACGCAUCCAGAAGUGCCAAUGGGAGGAGGCGACGAACCGAGAUUGGUCAUGCUCAUAGGUGAGAAACCGAGUUUUAAUUUCCCAAUAAAGAGUCACGUUGAGUUGGGAGAACACUUGGACAUCAUCAGGAUCAAGAAUUUGGGUCACGUGACGGGUCACAGGUCAUAUUUUUUCAAAGGUGCAGCGGCCAUGUUGGAGCAUGCCCUCAUCUGCUUUACAGUGGACAGGCUUCUAGGCAGGGGAUUCAGGGCAAUAUCAGUGCCUGACCUCGUGCAUCCAAUCGUGUUUGAAGGAUGCGGAAUGCGCACAAAAGGUCUUCAUACCCAGGUGUACCAGCUGGAUCACAGGAAACACAACAUGGACCUGUGCCUAUCAGGAACCGCAGAGGUCGGCAUAGCAGGGUAUUUUAUGGACACGGUGCUGGAUGUUGCCGAGCUGCCUCAGAAGAAAUUUGCCAUCAGCCAGUGUUUCAGGGCUGAGACAACUCACAGUGCGGAGGCAAGGGGGCUGUACAGAGUGCACCAAUUUAUGAAGGUUGAAAUGUUCUGCGUAGCUACUGAGGAUCAGAGUGAAUACAUCUUUGAUGAAUUGAUCGCAAUCCAGCGAGAUCUCUUCACCGAGCUUGGUCUUCACUUCCAAGUAUUGGACAUGCCAUCUCAUGAUCUUGGAGCACCAGCAUAUCGAAAAUAUGACAUAGAAGCCUGGAUGCCAGCAAGACAGAGCUAUGGAGAGAUAUCAAGUGCCUCCAACUGUACAGACUACCAAAGCCGAAGGCUGAGGAUCAAGUACAGAUCCAAGGAAGGUGACCUCAGGCAUGCGUAUACUUUGAAUGGAACGGCCUGCGCAGUACCCCGGGUCCUUCUCACACUGCUAGAAUGCAACCAAGAGAGGGAUGGGAGUGUGUCCAUCCCCAAGGCUUUGCAGCCGUACAUGAACGGGAAGACCGUCAUCACCAAACCUCCCGGUGGAUUUCUGCAUCACACAAGACUCUGACCCCUCUUAGUGUGUGUUGGAGGACGUGCGCCAACCUUGCCUUCUUUUGUGUGUACCUACAGUACAAAGGAGGUCCACAUAAUGCAGGUUGUGUGAAUCUUGUGAGGACUAAGUCAGGUCCAGUUGGUGGUUUUCGGGAUUAUCCAUAGCAAAAGGAGGUGAAAAUCACCAACUAAAAUCCAGCUGAAAAUAGUGUUCUCAACACAAGAAAAAUGAGUAUAACCAACAAGGUUUCCUAACUACAAGAAACGAAAGGAAUGCCUAUGCUAGGUGUGUAUGGCAGAACAGGUGUUAAGAUCAUUUGAGAGGUUUGGCAAAUUCACAUCUCUUCCGGAAGCAUACCCACCAAGUUUGAUGGGGUCUUUUCAAAUGUUGCAUCCAUGUUCCGAAACACACCAGAAAUGACGAACUUGGCCAUCUGCACACAGAAAUGCAGAACAGAUCUUUCCUCUCAACUGAAGCUUUGAAAACCACCUAGGCCCACAUCUGUGAAUGAUUUCAAGACAAAAUGUACCUCUGUGUGCGUUACUUGACAAAAGUCUAGGUCUGGGCGACAAAAUUUGUAACAUUUUUGGAAGUUUGCGACCACAGUACAGUUACAAGUGAGGAAACACUUAGCUGUCCUUCAUUUCUAAGUGUCACCCCUACGUAGUCAUUAGUGAGGGAAACUAUGAAGUACUAUCAAGGGUUUGCAUGGCUGCCAUCUUGCAGGCCAGUGCUUUUGUUCUACAGGGUAAACACAAAGGAGGUAAGAUGGCCACAAUGCAAAGCCUCUAUCACAGGACACCAUAGUCGCCUUUUAAUUUAGCCUUUUAUGGUCCUGCCACUAGAUAGUAAAAUACAGAGAAAUUAAUAUUAAAUUAUUGGUAUAUACAUAUCCAAUUUACGGAUGAGAAUGAACCAUGUACCCCCAUUUUCCAUUUGGCAUUUUGGAAUUUGAGUGGAUAAUGGGUCCAAUCACAAGACCUCAACAUACCAUUUGACCUCACAGAUUUCCCAAAAUCGGCCACCAUAAUGUGUACCUCACCCACGUGUUUGACAAGCAAUCACAUCGUACAUUGAAAAUUAGACAGUGGUACUCAUUUUCAUAUAAAAUAACAGUGAAUGUUGUAAGAAAUGUCACCACUUGUGUUGUGUGCUUGCCAUCAUUCCGAUCCAGUACCACAAAUUGGUUCUGCAUUUUUCUUGUGCUUUUGCCAUUGAUGAAGCUUUGAAAGCCCGCCUACAAUGCAAACAGUAAUGAAGCGUGGCACGGCAAUCUUUGCCUAUGACAAUGGCAGAUGCAUGUCAGGUCACAUAGGUCAGUGACAGCACCCUAUAUCCAACUUGUUUGCUCCAAAAAUGAAAAAGUCAUAAGACAUAAAGACAGCUGUGCUGAUUGAAACAUUUAAUGUACCAUACUUGUAUGAACAUUACUCUUUUAAUAAAUAAGAUUCACGUUUCAUGAUCUCGGAUAACAAUUUGACAAGAUAAAAAAAAUAAACAAGUUCAAGUCUGGCAGGAAGAUGGCAA
Molecule: messenger RNA, 3289 nt
Organism: Acanthaster planci (crown-of-thorns starfish)
Lineage: Eukaryota; Metazoa; Echinodermata; Asteroidea; Valvatida; Acanthasteridae
Product: serine--tRNA ligase, mitochondrial-like
Biological process (GO): seryl-tRNA aminoacylation
Molecular function (GO): ATP binding; serine-tRNA ligase activity
Source: RefSeq, a predicted model, not a curated record